This is a messenger RNA of Elephantulus edwardii (Cape elephant shrew), 1590 nucleotides long. It is a transcript of the gene CCNE1, whose product is annotated as cyclin E1. The coding region runs from base 1 to 1590 and encodes 529 amino acids. The transcript has 12 exons. Lineage: Eukaryota; Metazoa; Chordata; Mammalia; Macroscelidea; Macroscelididae. Gene Ontology annotation, cellular component: nucleus; cyclin E1-CDK2 complex; cytoplasm. Gene Ontology annotation, molecular function: cyclin-dependent protein serine/threonine kinase regulator activity. The record is from RefSeq and is a predicted model, not a curated record. Gene Ontology annotation, biological process: regulation of cyclin-dependent protein serine/threonine kinase activity; G1/S transition of mitotic cell cycle.
AUGCCGAGGGAGAGGAGGGAGAGGGAUGCUAAUGAUCGGGGCACCGUGAAGGAGGAAGGCAGCGCCGAAUUCUCUGUUGGCUCCAGAAAAAGGAAGGCCAAUGUGGCCGUUUUUCUGCAGGAUCCAGAUGAAGAAAUUGCCAAAAUUGAGAGGACUGUGGGGAAACAGCGUGUCAGCCAGCCUUGGAAUAGUAAUACAGUUUGUGAAAACCCCUGCUCACUGAUUCCCACACCUGAUAAAGAGGAGGAUGAGCUGGUGUACCCAAACUCCUGUGAACCUCAGCAUUUUUUCGCCCCGUCUCGAGCCUCACCACUGCCAGUACUGAACUGGGCAAAUAGAGAGGAGGUGUGGAAAAUCAUGUUGAACAAAGAAAAGACGUACUUAAGAGAUAAGCACUUUCUGGAAAGACAUCCUCUUCUGCAACCUAAAAUGCGAGCCAUUCUUCUGGAUUGGUUAAUGGAGGUGUGUGAAGUGUAUAAGCUUCACAGGGAGACAUUUUAUUUAGCACAAGAUUUCUUUGAUCGGUAUAUGGCUACGCAACAAAAUGUUGUAAAAACACUUCUACAGCUUAUUGGGAUUUCAUCUUUAUUUAUUGCUGCCAAAUUUGAAGAAAUCUAUCCUCCAAAGUUGCACCAGUUUGCUUAUGUUACAGAUGGAGCUUGUACAGGAGAUGAUAUUCUUAACAUGGAAUUAUCCAUUAUGAAGGCCCUAAAAUGGCAUUUAAGUCCUCUGACGGUAGUGUCCUGGCUGAAUAUAUACAUGCAAGUUGCCUAUCUAAGUGACUUUUACGAAAUGCUGCUGCCACAGUAUCCCCAGCAAAUCUUCAUACAAAUUGCAGAGCUUUUAGAUCUCUGUGUCCUGGAUGUUGGCUGCCUGGAAUUUUCUUACGGUGUACUUGCUGCUUCGGCACUGUAUCAUUUCUCAUCACCUGAACUGAUGCAAAAGGUUUCAGGGUACCACUUGUGUGAUAUAGAGAAGUGCGUCAAGUGGAUGGUUCCAUUCGCCAUGGUUAUAAGGGAGACUGGAAGUUCCAAACUGAAGCACUUCAGGGGGGUUCCUGCCGAAGAUGCACACAACAUACAGACCCAUAUAAACAGCUUAGAUUUGCUGGACAAAGCCCAAGCAAAGAAGGCCAUGUUGUCUGAACAAAACAGGAUUUCUCCUCUCCCUUCUGGGGUCCUCACCCCUCCACCGAGCAGUAAGAAGCAGAGCAGUGGGUGUAACUCUGGUACAGAUGAGCCCGACGUCAGCGCUGGCCGUGGAACCGAGGCACAAGGGGAUGAGCCGGCCCUGGACCCGGCCGUCGCCUCCCACGCGGCUCCGGCGGCCUCCAGGAGCCAGCAGCUGCCGCGUGCGCAGCCACCCUACCGGAACUCCGAGCCGGCCCCGCCCCCGGCGCGCAGGCUCCGCUCCACGUGCAGCUUGUUUACCCACGUGACGCGGCCCCGCCCGCUCAGCUGUCUCCUGGGCCCCGCCCCCGGCGCGCCCCCCUGUGGUCCCGCCUCCCGCUUAGCAGAGCGCGCGGCUUGGGCUGUGCGUCCGCGGCUGCACAGCGCGGUAGGCCCGGAGCGCGGGCUCGCGUUGCCCUGA